CAAAACCUAAGCGACCUCUUCCCACCUCCCUUCUCUUCUUCCCCGGAGCAUCCGUCCGGCGAGAGCGGCGGCCUCUGUAUCCGCCCCCAAGAGCUGUUGCGAUCGUGCCCCGUUGCUCUCCGAAUUCGAAAUCCUUGGAUCGAUGGUAUUAAAGUUGGUAGGUAGAAGGCUAAACUUGGUCUUGGCUGACUUUUCUUCGAUGUCGUUAGGGUUUUGAAACAAGAUUUGUCGGCCUCGGCGUUGCACCCGCCGGCAGGAUUUCGAAAAGGUUUUCAAUUUCUGGAUCAAUGUGGUUUUUGGUUCGUCGUUGUCGAUCCGUAGAGCUUAUUCGUCGAGAAGACGACGCAUAUAACUUUUCUUGAUGUUAGAAUUAGGUCUAUAUUGUUAUGUGUGCCUAUGAACUUUUUUGUUUAUGGAUAUUUGCACUGAUAGCAAGUUCUUUACAUGCUGGUUUUAUCGUCACGCUUUCGUCAGACCUUCUGAAAGUGGCUUGGAGAAUGGUGUUCUAAUGUAGCUGUUUCUACUAAGCCUGCUUCCUUCUAGGAAGCAGGCAUAGAAAAAUCCUUCUGGUGACGAUGCCGACCUUUGCUAAUCCAGAGAACGCAUUAAAGCGCGCCGAGGUUAAGAGAUUUUUGUUAAGCUUUCACUUUUGUGCAGAAUUUAGUAUGUCACAAAGCGCAUGGAACAUAAUUGAUUAAUGUUGAACAGAAGCAAGCUGCCUUGCAAGCACUACAUGAUCUCAUUACUUCAAAAAGGCAUAAGGCAUGGCAGAAGGCCCUUGAAAGCAUCAUGUUUAAGUAUGUAGAACUCUGUGUGGACAUGAAGAGAGGCAGAUUUGCAAAGGAUGGACUUAUUCAGUACCGUAUUAUAUGCCAACAAGUCAAUGUUAGCUCGUUGGAAGAGGUUAUAAAGCAUUUCAUGCAUCUUUCCAUGGAGAGGGCUGAGCAAGCUAGGAUUCAAGCACAAGCCUUGGAAGAAGCACCGGAUGUGGAGGGUCUAGAGGUUGAUAAGAGACUUGAGGACUUAAUGCUUAGCUAUGUUAGUGCGGAGAAAGGAAAAAACAGGUCAGACCGGGAGAUUGUGACUCCAUGGUUCAAAUUCUUGUGGGAAACAUACAGGACAGUGCUUGAGUUUCUGCGAAACAAUUCCAAAUUGGAAUCACUAUAUGCGGUCAUAUUCCAACAAAGAGUAGUGAACUGCCGUGAAGCCGAGUAUAACCGACCGAAGAAAGAGAGAGAGGAUAAAAUCAAUCAGCUUGUAGCAAUGAGGAAAUGUGAAAGGGAGUUCAAGAGGAAGCUACUCUUUUACCUGAAGUCCGAGGAAGUGCGGCUGACCAGGCUUCGAGAAGAGGAGGAAGUGAGAAAGCAUGAAGAGGAGGAAAGACAAAAGAAAGAAGAGAGAGAGAAAAGAGAGUUAGAGGAGAAGGAAAGGCUGCAAAGAGAAGGUCUUCUCAGAAGUGUCUCGGUCAACUGACCCUGCUUCAGGUACUCACCCUUUUGAACCGUCUAUGCCUGCUGCACCUGCUGCUGCCAAGGCUGCACCGAGCUUGGGGAAGUAUGUGCCGAGGUUUCUCUGAGAAAGAAAUGAGGGACAACGGGCAAUGCACCCCGAGUCUGAUAGAUGGGGGAAGCAGGAUGACCGCCCUCCUCAAUCCAGUGAUAGAUGGCAAAACGUUGAAUGUCGAUCAUCGUAUCAUGGUUCGAGAGCGUCCUCAUCGUUUUCCUGCUCCUUGUCGAGGCUAUGCAGUGCAACCUAAUGCAAGAAUACUGUAGUGUUUUGGUCACCAGAGGAAUUUCCAGCCAGAUUAAUUAUUAUAUAUGUCAAGUCUUAUUGUCUUGAGGGCAUUUACUAGAUCUAGGUACCAUGUCGGCAGUUUCAGGCCUACCUAAUUGAAAAGAUAUCUCCAUGAGACUGUAAUUUUGUCAUUCUUUUCUAUUUCUUUUGAUAUUUCUCAUUGACUUACUCCAUAGGCUUGCACCUUCUUGAUGUUAAAACUCUUCACUGUCUUGUUGGUGCACAUUUAUAUGCAUUAUGGGGUUCAAAUUUGAUUA
This is a messenger RNA of Musa acuminata AAA Group (dessert banana), 2051 nucleotides long. Its product is annotated as eukaryotic translation initiation factor 3 subunit A-like. Bases 790 to 1473 code for a protein of 227 amino acids. The transcript has 5 exons. Gene Ontology annotation, molecular function: mRNA binding; translation initiation factor activity. Lineage: Eukaryota; Viridiplantae; Streptophyta; Magnoliopsida; Zingiberales; Musaceae. Gene Ontology annotation, cellular component: eukaryotic translation initiation factor 3 complex, eIF3e; multi-eIF complex; eukaryotic translation initiation factor 3 complex, eIF3m. The record is from RefSeq and is a predicted model, not a curated record. Gene Ontology annotation, biological process: formation of cytoplasmic translation initiation complex; translation reinitiation.